AUCCCAAAUCACAAUCGAAGCUCUGCGGCUUUCCGUCUACGAAUCGCGCUCUCUCUGUCUAUCGCUCUCCGCAAAUAUCUUCACUUCGUUGCUGCCACACAAGUCACAGUAGCGCCACCGUCUGUGUAACUCUUUGGCUCAGAUUCCUUCUUCUUCUUCAUUGCACUUUCCCUUGUCUACCAUUUCUAGGGUUAGGGCUAAUCUCGCUGUGGAGGAGGCAACGGCUGUUUGGUGUUGGUUGUGGUGGUGUUUAUCAUUCAAUCAGUGAAACUAGGUCUUAAUAAGAAUUAAUUAACAUGAGUUCAGACAGCAGGAGCCGGAGCCGGAGCAGGAGCCCUUCAGAUCGGAAGAUCCGUUCUGAUCGUUUUUCCUACCGUGAUGCACCUUACAGGAGAGAUGGAGGACGUCGGGGUUUCAGCCGAGACAACCUGUGCAAGAACUGCAAACGGCCAGGUCAUUUUGCUAGAGAAUGCCCCAAUGUUGCAAUUUGUCAUAAUUGUGGUCUUCCUGGGCACAUUGCUUCAGAGUGUACAACAAAGUCACUAUGUUGGAACUGCCGGGAACCUGGUCACAUGGCCAGUAACUGCCCAAAUGAAGGCAUCUGCCACACUUGUAGUAAGACUGGACAUCGCGCCCGAGACUGCACAGCUCCCCCAAUGCCACCUGGGGACUUGAGGUUGUGCAACAACUGCUACAAGCAGGGUCAUAUUGCAGCUGACUGCACAAAUGAUAAGGCAUGUAACAACUGUAGGAAGACGGGUCACCUGGCACGUGAUUGCCCAAACGAACCCAUCUGCAACUUAUGCAAUGUAUCGGGGCAUGUGGCGAGACAGUGCCCCAGAGGCAAUGUUUUGGGAGAGCGGGGAGGUGGAGGAGGUGCAGGUGGUGGAAUGGGGGGACGCGGAGGCAGUUACCGUGACGUUGUAUGUAGGAACUGCCAGCAACUUGGCCACAUGAGCAGGGAUUGCAUGGGCCCCUUGAUGAUCUGUCACAACUGUGGGGGACGAGGACACUUGGCAUACGAGUGCCCUUCGGGAAGAUUCAUGGAUCGCUACCCCAGGAGGUACUGAGAGGUGGCAGAGUGCCCUCCGGCAUUUACCCUUCGUCUCGAGCAAGCAUUUCUUGUUUAGGUUUUAGAUUGAAGGUUGAAACUUUAAACAGUAUGAGGAGUUGAAUUGAGAUUUUAUUUUAGAAGAUUAUUUUUGAAUUUUUGGCAAUUACUGCAAAUAUAACUGUAUGUAAUUACGUUUUAUGUUGUGAUGCCUGCGUAUUUUUGUUUUC
Molecule: messenger RNA, 1281 nt
Organism: Pyrus x bretschneideri (Chinese white pear)
Lineage: Eukaryota; Viridiplantae; Streptophyta; Magnoliopsida; Rosales; Rosaceae
Product: zinc finger protein GIS2
Exons: 4
Coding region: 297-1070 (257 amino acids)
Molecular function (GO): nucleic acid binding; zinc ion binding
Source: RefSeq, a predicted model, not a curated record